AUGACUUCACCAAUUUUAUACUUAUAUCCUUCCCAAACCCCAUUCGCCCUGCAGUGUUGGGAUGAUGUGGACGAUGUAAAGAGGGAGGUGCAUGUGCUCGAGACUCUCCGGGGACACCCCCAUGUCGUCUCCAUCAUCGAGACCAUUGAAGAUGAAAAAGAAGUGCACAUCAUCAUGGAACUGUGCGAAGGAGGAGAGCUGUUCGACCGCAUAUUGGAGAGGAAGUACUACGGAGAGAGGCAGGCGGCCAAGGUGAUCCGGUCGGUGGUGGAGGUGCUGGAUUACUGCCACCAGCGGGGGAUCGUGCACCGCGACUUAAAGCCCGAGAACAUCCUGCUCGUGUCCAAGAGGAGCGACACACGGUGCAAAGUGAUCGACUUUGGCAUGGCCUUCUGCCUCAAGCCAGAUGAGCGCUGCAAGCUGCGGGCCGGCACGCCCAACUACAUCGCUCCAGAAGUCAUAGCCAAGAACUAUGGAGCAGAGGCGGACGUGUGGAACGCCCAACUACAUCGCCCCAGAGGCGAGCGCUGCAAGCUAAGGGCCGGAACGCCCAACUACAUCGCUCCAGAAGUCAUAGCCAAGAACUACGGCGCAGAGGCGGACGUGUGGAGCGCAGGAGUCAUCCUUUACGUGCUACUUUGCGGGUUACCCCCGUUUUGGGGGGAUACCACGGAGGACGUGUUCAAGAGCAUCUUGUGGGAGGAGCUGGAUUUUGAGACGGAGCCAUGGCCGGUUGUGAGCACUGCUGCUAAGGAUCUGGUGCGCCGCAUGCUCACCCGCAAGUUCGACCGGCGAAUCACUGUGGCUGAGAUUCUGAGUAAGUCGGUGGGUCAGCGCCGCAUGCUCACCCGCAAGUUCGACCGGCGGAUCACUGUGGCUGAGAUCCUGAGUAAGUCGGUGUUGGGGGUGGGGGCGGUGUGCUUCUGUGGGGGAAACCUGGGGCUGAAUUGGCCUGGAAAACCCAACCAAAUAGAACCAAACCGCUCAGAACCACAGAGGACGUGUUCAAGAGCAUCUUGUGGAGAAAUCAGAGAAGAUGAGAACGAGGCCUGGUGGUGGCAGGCUCCCACCAACUCCCUGCAUCCUUCCCCAAACCCUCUUCUCCCCCCCCCCACGGUGGAGAUUCUUAGAGAAGAGCACCCAUGGAUCAAGGCACUGACAUGA
Closterium sp. Naga37s-1 is the source of this 1164-nucleotide messenger RNA. The record is from the annotation of a GenBank genome assembly. Lineage: Eukaryota; Viridiplantae; Streptophyta; Zygnematophyceae; Desmidiales; Closteriaceae.